Messenger RNA from Cottoperca gobio, 4882 nucleotides. It is a transcript of the gene rps6kb1a, whose product is annotated as ribosomal protein S6 kinase b, polypeptide 1a. Gene Ontology annotation, biological process: signal transduction; protein phosphorylation. The transcript is spliced from 15 exons. The record is from RefSeq and is a predicted model, not a curated record. Lineage: Eukaryota; Metazoa; Chordata; Actinopteri; Perciformes; Bovichtidae. Bases 485 to 1978 code for a protein of 497 amino acids. Gene Ontology annotation, molecular function: ATP binding; protein serine/threonine kinase activity.
AAAGCUGUACAAUAUUUCCCGUCAUAAAAGGAAGAGACUAAUUUUGACUGGAAGUCUUUCGUAAGAUUUAGUCACAUUCCACCACCGGGUAAUUAUAUAUUGUUGUAAUACAGGUCUCCACUACAGAGCAGGUUUCACUGGCUCUGAUACAAUACAGCCUGUUUUCUGAGUGAGGUAAAAUAGUUGUUUUUAAUUGAAGGACAGCUGACUCAAUUAUAUUACCUGUGACAUAUUAUAAGAUCAAAUAUCCCCUUUUUUUGUCAAUCCUUCACUCAUGUUUUAUGUCUCCCAGCCACCCUGAGCCCAGAAGUCCCGGUGUCCGACACUAGAGGCUUAUGGUACAGCUCGGUCCUUGUCUUGUUUUGGUUAGCUGGAUGUUAGCCCAUGCUUUCCGCUGUAGCCGGUGUAACUGUGAUGGCUCUCCCAUGAGACGGGGGAGCGGGACUGUGUUUUCUGACUUAACACUGAGUGAAGUGCCGUGGCCAUGGCCGGGGUUUUCGACAUCGAUUUGGAUCAACCGGAUGAGAAUGUCUCUGACGACGAACUUGAGGACGGGGGCCAGCUCAGUGAAUACAUGGACCAGUGCACUGGCUUUGAAUUUAACAUGGAUGACUGUGAGAAGUUUGAAAUUUCAGAGAACAGCGUGAACAAGGGAACAGAGCAGAUCAGGCCUGAAUGCUUUGAGCUGCUGAAAGUUUUGGGAAAAGGUGGUUAUGGAAAGGUGUUUCAGGUUCGGAAGGUAUCAGGUGCCACUUCCGGGAAGAUAUUUGCUAUGAAAGUCUUGAAGAAGGCCAUGAUUGUCCGUAAUGCGAAGGACACAGCACACACCAAAGCUGAGAGGAACAUUCUGGAGGAGGUGAAGCACCCUUUCAUUGUGGACCUCAUCUAUGCCUUCCAGACCGGGGGAAAGCUGUACCUUAUCCUGGAGUAUCUGAGCGGAGGGGAGCUGUUCAUGCAACUGGAAAGAGAGGGCAUCUUCAUGGAAGACACAGCAUGUUUCUACCUGGCUGAGAUCUCAAUGGCGAUGGGUCACUUGCACCAGAAAGGCAUCAUCUACAGAGACCUGAAGCCUGAGAACAUCAUGCUCAACAACAACGGACAUGUGAAGUUGACAGACUUUGGUCUAUGCAAAGAGUCCAUCCAUGACGGAACGGUCACCCACACCUUCUGUGGCACUAUCGAAUACAUGGCUCCAGAGAUCCUGAUGAGGAGUGGACAUAACCGAGCAGUGGACUGGUGGAGUUUGGGAGCUCUCAUGUAUGACAUGCUGACAGGAGCGCCUCCAUUUACUGGGGAAAACCGAAAGAAGACGAUUGACAAAAUCUUGAAAUGCAAACUCAGCCUUCCACCUUACCUCACACAAGAAGCCAGGGACCUCUUGAAAAAGCUGCUGAAAAGAAAUGCCUCGUUGCGACUCGGGGCUGGACAGGGAGAUGCUGCUGAGGUCCAGGCCCACCCAUUCUUCCGCCAUAUAAAUUGGGACGACCUCCUUGCUCGCAAAGUAGAGCCUCCAUUUAAACCGUACCUGCAAUCUGCUGAGGACGCCAGCCAGUUUGACUCCAAGUUCACCAGCCAGACACCAGUGGACAGCCCUGACGACUCCACGCUCAGCGAAAGCGCAAAUCAAGCCUUCCUGGGUUUCACAUACGUAGCCCCAUCUGUGCUGGAACAUGUCAAAGAGAAGUUCUCCUUCGAGCCAAAGGUGCGCUCGCCACGGAAGUUCCCAGGAAGCCCAAGAACACCUGUGAGUCCGGUGAAGUUUGUCGGAGGGGACUGCUGGCCCCGGGGACCCAAGCUGACUGGCCGCACCGUGGAGCAGCCCAUGGAAGAGCAAAUGGACACGUGCAGCAGUGGCGCCUCCGAGGCGUCUGCGCCACUUCCCAUCAGGCACCCUUCAGGCAUCAAUGCAGGACCCUACAAAAAGCAGACCUACCCCAUGAACUCCAAGCGGCCCGAACAUCUACGGAUGAACCUAUGACGCACGGCUCGCUUACAAACUUCCAAUUCCUCAUUCCCUUCCCCUUUGUUGUUUUGUUUCAAAGAGACUUGUAGAAUUUCUUUUUAAAUUGACUGACACUGUCAGUGCUGAUCACCAGCUCUUCCACUAGCGCCUUCCUAUCCCUCCUGACUCGGCCUGAUGCAGAUAAUCAGCAGUUGAAGUGCAGUAGCUACGGUCAGGAGGGGAAGUUGUGUGAGAGUAGCUUGUUGGCUGGGUAAUGCCUGCUGAUGAGUGUGCUGAGGUGGUUUUACUCCACUAACAUUAUCACAUGAUUUACUGGUGCUGUUUUAUCCUUGAGUCUGGACAAUGUUACUUUUAGUGUUAAUGACUCACUGCCUCCAUCGCAGUGAGAGAAUUUUAGUUACAAGGGGCUUUUAUUUCCCCCUUUAAUAUACCAGGCUUUUAUUUGAGUUAACGUUCAUCAACUUGCAGGUUACACCAUCAGUAGGUAGAUUUAUUAUUGGAUAACAAUUCCACAAUGAACACAGUAUUCCUUUAUUUCUGAGGGAAACAAUCACAUUGCCUUUGUCACUGGAGCGUGUGGUCAGGAGUAGGUGGAGCACGACUUGUGGAAAAGCAGCUAUAAAAAGACAAGUGAAAUUUCAGCUGAAAACAUCACAUCCACCACAAUCAAUACCAAAUGCUGGCACUGCUUUACUUGUCUGCCUGGAAUGCUUUUUGUUGGAGGCCUGACCUGAAGCACUGUUCAGUUUCUUUGUGUUGAAUGGAAACAGACUAAAUGCCUUUUUGCGUACAUUUCCUGCCCUUAGUUUGAAUGAUGCCUGCAAAUUCUAAUUAAUCUAUUCACCCAAAAUACGUUUUAGCCAAAUUGAUAUUGCUGCCCUUUAUUGAUUCAGGCAGUGUUCAUGUUUUAUGUGCUUGUGGUGCUUUGCGUUUUCUUUUUGUUAGGGCUGUACCAAGAAGUUUGAAGCUUCAUUCAAAAUCAUUCGAAUGCUGCAGUUUCUUUAGUUUAAAGAUGAUAUUUCUGCACAGUUGCAAGUAGAGAUUAGGCUACACUAAUAUUAUCAGUCUUAUACUAUUUGUAGAACUAGAUUCCAGUGUGGCUGCGUACGAUUGUUUCUAACUUGUUUGAUCCAAACAUUUCCAAUAACUACAGAGCGUCCAAAAGUCAAAAUGUAUUGGGAUUAUUUUUUUUUAUAAUUUCCAAAAUUCACGUUUUUAUCUAACCAAAUACUCGGUUUCAAUCUGUAUUAGUUGGCGGUGAGUCCUUCCAAAACAUUUUCACUGCAGUCAAAAACUUACCUCACACCUGUAUUAACGAGGUGCAAUAUGACUGCACCAUAAUUACAUUUAUAUAACAAUAACAAACGAUUUCAGCUCUAACAGCAUUAUAGUAAAUGAGUUAAGUGGUUACGAAAGAAAGGAUCAUUAUGUAUGUGCAUCACUUUCAUCUGAACCACUGUAGAAAGAAGUGGAAGAAAUUGUUUAAUAAAAAAAGACUUUAAAUCAGAAGAAUCACUUUAUUUUAAUUGAGGAUAUUUUUUUUUAUUUAGGGUGAUGACGUCCUAAAAUAUGACGACAGCGAUCCGAAGCUUCAAUAGAAGCUUUGAAUGUAAAAGGAAUAUGUUAUUUGAUACAGCCCUACUCUUUGUGCAUUUACAGUAACAGGGCUCAGAGGGAGGAGGAUAAUCCCAGAUUUAAACGAGUGGACCAACUACUAAUCCCUCUUUGGACUGAGAUGUAUGACGUGUUUGUGUGAAGUGAAGCUGCUGUAUGAGUCGGGAGUCGAGCCAAUCAAAGCUUCUCGGCAGGUUCCCAUCAUGUCAACUGAAAAUUGAAUGGAUGAACGUUAUCUUCAGUUUGAAUGACUCCCUAAUGUUUCAUGUUUUCCAAAUACUUAGUGUUUAACGAAUUGACCAAAAGCACUGUUUGAAUGAUCCAAAUAAUUUUUGUUGAUAAACAAGCCUGGACAGUUACAGCGGUUAAAGUGUCGCUGGGUUUUAUAAGAACUGUAAGGUUCAAAGGUCAAACACGCUCAUGUCGUCAUAUUUUAUCAUACUGACUUUCCACGUUGAUGUUUGCAGUUUAAUGUGUAACCGAGGCGACGCUAGUUUAGAUUGAGGUUCUAAUUUGGAUACGUGUCGGGCUGAGCAAUUUGAUUUUCUUCUACCAUUCCUGUACAACAAUGUGUACUGUGUUUAGGACACUCCACUUUUUACUCCACUAACUUUUUGUUACAAUAUUUAUUUUUAUGUGCCAUUGUGUUGCCACUGCAUUGUUCACAGUAUGCAAACUAUGUAUUUAUUAUGUAGUGUUAUUUAGAUAAGGCAGCAGAAUGUGUCAGAUUUAUUUUCUCAUAAUCAACAUGGACAGUAUGAUUUUAUUUCCACAGAACACGUCUUACACGCAGUUUUAGUUUUUUUCCUAAAUUGAGGACAGUGACCUAAAAGUCUCACAGUAUUUAUUGUGUGGCAUAGCAUCAUAUUGAAGGGGGCUUUUCAGAAGAAAUGUCUUACACUUUCCUUGCUGAAAACUUAGCAGGGCUUAAAGCAAGGGCAGUUAGUGUGAAGAAAUAAAACUGAUGCAAAACCAAGGAUGUUAAUUUCUUUGCUUCAUAUCUGAUCUGAGGGGAAUCAUUGCUGCCUGUGUGUGUCGGGUCUGAGAGGUUGGGAGACUAACAAUGAUACAGUGCUUCUGUUCAGGUAUAUGGGAGAUGGGUAUAUCCACACGGAGAUGGAGAACCAUGUUAACAGCUUUCUUCAGGUGGGAAACACCGUCUUGGAGUAAAUUCACUACUUUUCAAUCACUGGUGGGCAUUAAAUAUCUGUUGCUUAGUCACCUCUAGAUCUGCCCUAUCAGAUGGGGAAUGUUUUUGUAUCAUGUACAUAAUGAAGUGAAAAUAAAAAUAGAUAUUGUCUCUGA